Molecule: messenger RNA, 3110 nt
Organism: Paralichthys olivaceus (Japanese flounder)
Lineage: Eukaryota; Metazoa; Chordata; Actinopteri; Pleuronectiformes; Paralichthyidae
Gene: faima
Product: Fas apoptotic inhibitory molecule a
Biological process (GO): canonical NF-kappaB signal transduction; negative regulation of extrinsic apoptotic signaling pathway via death domain receptors; positive regulation of neurogenesis
Source: RefSeq, a predicted model, not a curated record
GGAUUUUCACGUCGCUAUGGUAACGGCGUAGCCACAGCUCGUCUGUUGACUGUCUGCGUUAUCUGAGCUAACAGUGGCUAACAUUAGCUGUGAGUAAAUUGAGCUGAAGUCGCCCUCUCCUCAUCCAUCGACCACAGACCCAGAGAGACCUGCUCCAGGACCGUUCAGCAGUCUUAUGAGGUCAGGAUGUCCAGUGAUCUCGCUGGUGUGUGGGAGGUGGCGCUGAGCGACGGAGUCCACAGGAUAGAGUUCGAACACGGCACGACCACCGGGAAGAGGGUCAUCUACGUUGAUGGACAGGAGAUCCUGAGACGGGACUGGAUGUUCAAGCUGGUGGGCAAGGAGACAUUCAGUGUGGGAAAAUCGGACACCAAAGCCACCAUCAACAUCGAUGCGGUCAGCGGGUUCGCCUACGAGUACACGCUGGAGAUCAACGGCAAGAGCUUGAAGAAGUACAUGGAGAACAGGUCAAAGGUCACCAGCACCUGGGUGCUCAACCUGGAUGGCACUGACUGCAGGGUGGUCCUGGAGAAAGACACUAUGGACGUUUGGUGCAAUGGACAAAAUAUUGAAACUGCAGGCGAGUUUGUGGACGAUGGCACAGAGACGCAUUUCACACUCGGGGACCAUAACUGCUGUGUGAAGGCCGUGAGCAGCGGCAAGAGAAGAGACGGGAUCAUUCACACGCUGCUUGUGGACGGCACAGAGAUAGCGGAGUGCACGGAGUGACAGUGUGUGCGUCUGCAUUUUGGGCGAAGGCCAGGUCUGGUUUGUAUGUGUGACAAUAAGGGGGGGGGCGUGAGGAUUGUCACUUAAGCUGUUGGAGUCGGGGACCAGCUGAGAGAAGUUUGUGCUCCUCUGUUUUGAUGACUGCGAUGCAGAGGGUAUUUUAGCCAUAUUGGUAGGAUGUUAAUUAUCUGGUGGCAGUUAUAAACAGGGCAAUGUGUGGGCAGAUUUAGAAGAUGCAGACAUUUCAAUCACAAAAGGGAUUUACUCUGGUCGUUUACAGUUGUCAUUUUGUAGGAAACACACACACUUGACCCAGUGAACCUCAGACUCCAUCGGGGGCCUGUACUACGAAACAGGAUCUGUAGUAGAGAUUAUUUAUUGAAGUCAGAGUUUUCAGUACUACAAAGCUGGUUCACUUCGCUCUACUGUGUCCUCACAGGGGCAAAAGAGCUGAGAAAUAAUAGAUGUCAGUAGACUUCAUAGAAGAUGAGUGAAAAAGUGUUUCUGUUCUAGACUCUAGUGUGUGGUUUUAAAACAGAACUGCUAACAAACAAAGAGAGUUUAUCACAAUAUAUGAAUGAAUCAAACUAUUAUUGCUUCAUUUGAAUUGAACAAAGAUCUUCUUAUCUCCAACAUAAUUCCUGACUGUGUCAGAGCAGAAAACAAAAGGAGAAAUAAAAACUAAAGAUUAAAAAUGAGACAUUGUUCAUUAUUUUUCUUGAUAAAUGAACAUUUCAGUCAGACUGAGCUCAUCUCACAUCUUCAUAAUAGUUUGUUAAUCACCAGACGUAAUAACCUUAAUAAAAUUUCUUUGCUUAAUUACAGUUUCUUAUUAGUUUCAAUCUUUAAAGUAUAUCUACAGUUUCUGUUAUUUUCUAGUCAUGAGGUCAUCCUUUACAUCUCACUUUGUUGAGUGUCUGUUUUAGAGGCAGCUGUAACCGAUUCUACCAACAGAUACUUAGUGUUUCCUCUCAUAUCACAUCAGGUACUUCAGUCAUGUCUCUGACAAUGUCACUCUUAAUUACUGAAUCUGCUUCAGUGACAUGAUCACGCUUGUAGCCAGAUAUGUAAACUCAGGCUUAACUGAGACUGUUGAUAACCAGCGUCAUAGUUCAGGAUAUCAGGCUGAUGUUAGCUUAAAUUAAGCUGGAUAACAAAAACAUAUCCUGGAUAUGUUGAACUCACCUCUUACUACAGGCCCCUGUUGUCAUUUAGUUGGAAACACAAAGACACCUGAAUCCUGUGACCCCCAGACUCAACCUGCUCUCACUGUGCUUCAUGCCCACUUUUCUUGUAUUUUUCAUUAUUGCACAGUAGAGUUAAGUAUCAGUGGACAGGAAUAUUUCUUGAAUGUAGCGUCAAUCCAGUGUGCACAGUCCAGGAGUGAUAUUUAGUUUCGUUCUACGUUGAGCCGAUCAAUGAUCUCUUUUUGUUUGGUUCAGCCAAGUGAUGUUUUGUAGUAGUGUGCAAUCUAAUGGCUGUAAUUGUGUCAAAAGACAAUCAUUCAGACGUCACAUUAUUGCCAGAAUUAUAUACGUAACAUUCUUAGAGAUGUGUGGAAUUCUGCGGUCAAAUCAUUUGUCUCUUUGUUAAUGUAAAGGCCAAAUGUUGUGUUAGACAGAGAUUAAACUCAACUUUUAGGUUUCAAACUAAGGUUUGACAUUUUUACAGUGUACUAUAAAUGUUUGUUUACAUUUUACAAACAGAGAUUCACUAUUCAUUAAGGACUGGUGGAAAUACCUUGCAUAGUUUUGGAUUUUGAUCAAUAAUAAUAAAGAAAUAACUUAAUUCUAGCUCUGCUCCACUGUUAGGGUCUCCAUGACAUGAGUUAAUAUUAAUAGUACUUAAUAUGUUGUGUACUUUUAUGUUCUGUUUUUGCGUACUUAUGUUUACACCAGGGAUCAGAAAGAUACGGCAUUUCAUUCCCGUCUAUGUCCUGUACAUACGGCAGAAUUGACAAUAAAGUUGACUUUGACAUGUCACCAGCUUAAAGCUCCAGUAAAAGAUAAAUGGAUCGUUAAUUUAUUUUUGCGUCAAACUAUUUCCAAAGUCAGAGGGGAGCUUUUAUGCUCGAUACUGAUUUCUGUUACUGUAUCAUUAAGAAUAUGAGAUGUAAUUUCAUGUCUUUUGUACAAGGCUUUAUGUUAAGUGUGUAUUGCAUUUUAUUUACAGCUCUGCUACAUGUUUGUAAACUGUAAAUUGUGUUUAUUUCAUUAUAUCCAUACAGCUGAAUAGGUUGUUGGCCUUAAUCAAAUGACCCUUUAAUAAAAAUGUAAAUUAUUUGUAAGCCAAACUGUGAAGCCUUGAUUUGUGUUAAAACAAGCAGUGUUAUCCCUGAUCUGUGAAGUGGUGAAAACAAACCAUCUUCAAAAUAAGCAAAG